This is a messenger RNA of Pungitius pungitius (ninespine stickleback), 4418 nucleotides long. RefSeq names its product solute carrier family 4 member 10b (gene slc4a10b). Gene Ontology annotation, biological process: monoatomic anion transport; transmembrane transport; regulation of intracellular pH. Gene Ontology annotation, molecular function: solute:inorganic anion antiporter activity; monoatomic anion transmembrane transporter activity; sodium:bicarbonate symporter activity. Lineage: Eukaryota; Metazoa; Chordata; Actinopteri; Perciformes; Gasterosteidae. Gene Ontology annotation, cellular component: plasma membrane; basolateral plasma membrane. The record is from RefSeq and is a predicted model, not a curated record. The transcript is spliced from 26 exons. The coding region runs from base 296 to 3514 and encodes 1072 amino acids.
UUUAACAAAAGGCUUAAAAACAUGUAAGAGCGCCGCGUGCACGUCAGCUGGCGGAGAUGCGCAUGUUUGUGAGACCGAGGACAUCACGAGAGGCGCAAAUCACCACCGCGAGCGGCUGACCGACGGACGGACACGUGACCACCGUCCUGGUCGCUCGGAGACUGCAGCACCUGCUUGGAUCCUGUACGUCGGAGGUCGCCGCUCCAUCUCUCCACCGCACGGGGACACGUCCGAGAGAGAGAGAGAGACAGAGAGAGAGAGAGAGAGAGAGAGAGAGAGAGAGAGAGAGAGGAAGAUGGACACCGCGGACCAAGCUGCUCAGAUAGAGCCGCUGCUGCCGGUCAUUUCCUCCUUUGGCUCAUCAGUUGGGCGCAGAAGUUUGAGGAAUGAUGACGAGGCGGUGGUGGACCGAGGAGGAUCACGGUGCCAACAGGGCACCAACUUUGGCGAGGAGGACCUUGAAGGCCACAGGACGCUCUACAUCGGGGUCCACGUGCCCUUGGGCAGCACCAGGCGCCGCAGCCACCGCAGGCACCAUGGGAGCAAACACAGGAGAAGAAGCAGGGACCGGGCCCCCUCCUUGGUGGAGGGAAGAGAGUCCCCUGUUUAUGACACUCCCUCCCAGAGAGUCCAGUUCCUGCUGGGCACUGAGGAUGAUGACGAGGAGCAUAUCCCUCAUGACCUCUUCACAGAGAUGGAUGAGAUUUGCGUGCGGAAUGGAGAAGAUCCCGAGUGGAGGGAAAGUGCCAGGUGGCUGAAGUUCGAGGAGGACGUGGAGGACGGAGGGGAGCGAUGGAGUAAACCCUACGUGGCCACUCUGUCUCUGCACAGCCUGUUUGAGCUGCGAAGCUGCAUUAUGAACAGCACUGUGCUUCUCGACAUGAGGGCUAAUGCCCUUGAAGAGAUUGCAGACAUGGUCCUGGACCACCAGGAUUUGUACUCGCCGCUGGGAGACGAUCUCAGAGAGAAGGUGCGUGCGACGCUGCUGAAGCAGCACCACCACCAGAACCAGAAAAAGUUGGCCAAUCGGCUGCCGAUCGUACGCUCCAUCGCUGACAUGGGGCGGGUGGACAAGAACGACCCGAUGACGGCGUCUCAGUUAGCGUGUCCAGACGGAAAAGGUGACCUGAGUAGAGAGAACACCUCUGUGGACUUCAGCAAGAUAGACCUUCAUUUCAUGAAGAAGAUCCCCGCGGGGGCCGAGGCGUGUAACGUCUUAGUGGGAGAGCUGGAGUCUCUGAACAAGCCCGUGGUCGCAUUUGUGCGCCUUUCCCCGGCGGUCCUGCUCAGCGGCCUGGCUGAAGUCCCCAUCGUCACAAGGUUUCUGUUUAUUCUUUUGGGGCCCUUGGGCAGAGGGCCUCAGUACCACGAGAUUGGAAGGUCCAUUGCAACGCUAAUGACGGAUGAGGUGUUCAGUGAUGUUGCUUAUAAAGCAAAAGACAGAAAUGAUCUGAUCGCUGGGAUUGAUGAAUUCCUUGAUCAGGUGACAGUCCUUCCUCCAGGAGAGUGGGACCCAUCCAUACGGAUAGAACCACCCAAAAAUGUACCUUCUCAGGAGAAUAGGAAGAAAUGUACAAUUUUACCAAAUGGAUUAGUCGAGGGCGAUGAGGAAGCGGAGGAAGGCGGCCAUGGGGGUCCAGAACUGCAGCGUACUGGAAGGUGGUUUGGUGGUCUUUUCCUGGACAUCAAGCGCAAGGCGCCCCACUACCUGUCCGACUACACUGACGCGUUUAGCUUACAGUGUGUGGCCUCUUUCCUAUUUCUCUACUGUGCCUGCAUGUCUCCUGUCAUCACCUUUGGAGGGCUGCUGGGCGAGGCGACGGAAGGACGAAUAAGUGCAAUUGAGUCACUGUUUGGAGCCUCACUGACGGGAAUAGCCUAUUCUCUGUUUGCCGGGCAGCCCUUAACCAUUCUGGGGAGCACUGGGCCGGUGCUUGUUUUUGAAAAGAUCUUGUUCAAAUUCUGCAAGGAGUAUGGCCUGUCCUAUCUGUCUCUGAGAACCUGCAUUGGUCUCUGGACUGCUGUCCUCUGCAUCAUUCUGGUGGCCACAGAUGCCAGUUCCCUCGUUUGUUACAUCACACGUUUUACAGAGGAAGCCUUUGCCUCACUCAUCUGCAUCAUCUUCAUCUACGAGGCCUUGGAGAAACUGGUCCACCUUGGAGACCACUAUCCCUUUAACAAGAACAACAACCUCGACAGGCUCACCAUGUACUCAUGUUCAUGCGUUGAGCCUUCUGACCCCACCAAUGCCACCCUGAAGUAUUGGGAGAGCACCAACGUCACUGCCUCAGAAAUCUACUGGGAGGCACUGGAGACCAAGGAUUGUAUAGAAAAGCGCGGGGAGUUUGUGGGCACCGCCUGCAGCCCCACUGGACCAUACGUUCCCGAUGUCCUCUUCUGGUGCGUCCUUCUCUUCUUUUCAACCGUCUUGAUGUCCGCCUUCCUCAAAGAGUUCAAGUUCAGCAAUUACUUUCCCACAAAGGUGAGAUCCAUCAUCAGUGACUUUGCAGUUUUCUUCACCAUCCUAACCAUGGUCUUGGUUGACCACGCUUUAGGAAUCCCCUCUCCAAAGUUAAAGGUUCCUAGUGUGUUUAAGCCAACCAGAGAUGAUCGAGGUUGGUUCAUUAACCCUCUGGGGCCAAACCCCUGGUGGACCACAAUCAUUACUGUGUUCCCAGCACUGCUGUGCACCAUCCUCAUCUUCAUGGACCAGCAGAUCACAGCUGUCAUUAUCAAUAGGAAGGAACACAAACUCAAGAAAGGCUGCGGGUACCACCUGGAUCUGUUCAUGGUGGGCGUGAUGCUGGGCGUGUGCUCUUUGAUGGGCUUGCCCUGGUUCGUAGCAGCCACCGUCCUCUCCAUAAGCCACGUCAACAGCCUGAAGCUGGAGUCCGAGUGCUCCGCGCCCGGAGAGCAGCCCAAGUUCCUCGGCAUCAGAGAGCAGCGCUUUACCGGCCUCAUGAUCUUCACCCUCAUGGGCUGCUCCGUCUUCAUGACCUCUGUGCUGAAGUUCAUUCCCAUGCCUGUACUGUAUGGAGUAUUCCUUUACAUGGGGGCAUCAUCUCUCAGAGGCAUUCAGCUCUUUGAUCGUCUCAGACUGUUUGCCAUGCCAGCUAAGCACCAGCCGGACUUCAUCUAUCUCCGCCAUGUCCCCCUGAGGAAGGUGCACCUCUUCACCAUCAUCCAGCUCAGCUGUUUGGUUCUGCUCUGGGUCAUCAAGACCUCCAAGGCGGCUAUUGUCUUUCCCAUGAUGGUGUUGGCUCUGGUGUUUAUCAGGAAGCUAUUGGACUGUUUCUUUACCAAGAGAGAGAUGAGCUGGCUGGAUGACCUCAUGCCAGAGAGCAAGAAGAAGAAGAUAGAGGAUGCUGAAGAGGAGGAGGAGCAGAGUAUACUGGCAGACGACGAGGGAGUUGUGCAAGUGCCGUUACAAGAGAACAAGGGAAUACCCAUCAUCAAUAUUACAGAUGAAAUAUCUAAAGGUUCUUUUGGAAAUACUUGGAAUGCCAACAGCUAAGGAGUCUAAGAAAGACUCAAGACCUCAACAUAUUAUGUUCAAUACUGCACGAUGAGAAAUGUAAGAUGCAGAAAAGCGAGGACAGUGUGCGUCUUUAGUGCUCAUAAAUAAAUCGGUAUUGUAUACGCAGGUAAUCAAUCCUUCACGUGUCUGUUGUGUGUUCGGUAAGUGAAUAACUGUGUAUCUGACGUGUUGCAAAUGUUCUGCCUCUUCCUGAUCCAUUUUUUUUGUGCUGUUGGGUUGUGCUUUUUAUUUCUGCACCGAAUGUUAACUGCUGAUGUAAAAGGUUCUUCUGUCUUGCUAAUGCAUUUUGUUAAUGGACACAUUUGUUUGUUUAAUACUUUUUAUCUUUAAAUAUCAUAUUAACACACAGCACAACAUGUCUUUUAAUUAUUUUUCCGUUUGCAUUGAGAUUUCAUGGAUUAAAUUCCUAAUAAUGGCGAUGAUUUACAGGAAUGAGUGCUUUGAUGUAAUUGAUCAAGACCGAUAUAGUAUUAAGAACAAAAUGCAAUCAUAUUUUCUGAUACAUUAUUUAUCUAUAUUUAUUUUGUGUAAUAAAGUGUUUGCAAGAUAAUACAUUGCAUUUCUACAGAGACUUACAGUAUUUGCCUCUAGAUGUCAGUGUAUUAUACAUUUAUGUUUUAUUUAUCUUGUUUGUUUUAAUGUUCGUAUGAGUUUAGGGAAUCACGGAUUAAAAAGCAUCAUUGUCAGAGAUGCAGUUUUGUGACAUAUCUGAGGAUUACAAUUAAGCUGUAAUACUGUUAUACUGCGGAUGGGCUUAUGUUAUUUUAAAACAACUAAGGAUGGGCUUAAAAUACUUUUGAAAAACAAUUUUAUUAUUUGUAUCUUGUCAAUGUUACCCGUAAUAAAUUUCUUUGAGCACUCUUUGUCCCCUCAUUAGCAC